UUCUUUUAGAUUUUGAUAAUAUAUUAAGAAAUAAUGGCAGAUGAGGAUCAAGAUGGAAAUUCUGCUAUGCAGACAGAGCUAGAUCAAAGCUCAUUACCCAAAGAUGCACAAGUGAUAACUUCUAUACUAAAAGAUAUGGGAGUGACAGAAUAUGAGCCAAGAGUGAUCAAUCAACUUCUUGAAUUUGUUUACAGAUAUGUCACAGAUGUUCUGGAUGAUGCUAAGUUGUACUCAAGUCACGCUGGUAACAGUAGUAUUUCAAGAGAGGAUGUCAAAUUUGCUAUCCAGAUGAAGCUAGAUCAUUCCUUUACAAAUCCUCCACCCAGAGAUUUCUUGGUUGAUUUGGCAAGACAGAAGAACAGCACAGCAUUGCCAACUUUGAAGACAUACACAGGGGCAAGGUUACCUCCUGAUCGAUAUUGUCUCACUUCUUCUAACUACAGACUCAAAUCCCAAUCAAAGUCUUUACGAAAGAUGUCCCGACAAGGAUCUAGCUCAGUGGGUUAUGGACAUCAACAACCUACAUAUAAACCAACAGUAAAUACUCAGAUGGCUACACCUGGAAAAAGGAAAUGGCAAGAUGUUGAUGAUUAUGACAUAUGAUUUGUCAUUUGAGGGAAGGAAUCAACUAAUAGCUUACUCAUUGAAAGAGAAUUGCCUGCUGCAAAACGUUCAGUCGCCGGCUAAAAUCAAGUUUAGCAGCAAUUCGGUGGCGAAGUAAAGAAUUUUGGAUUGGGGCUUUGUUUUUUGCGAUCCUUUGUUAUUUUGUAGAAAUCAUCUAUUUCUAACAUAUAUUUUGUCCUUUAUUAUUUACCAUUACUACAUUGUAAAGAAGUUUACAUUCGAAAAAUUGAAAAGUACAGAAACAGCUUAUUAAUUUCUAGAAAGCAGUGAUGGGAUUCGAAAUUUUAAGAACAGGCCUCUCUUGUAUUGAACUCUCCAACAACAGGCUUCCUCCUUUCAGACUACCAUGCCAAA
Styela clava is the source of this 978-nucleotide messenger RNA. Its product is annotated as transcription initiation factor TFIID subunit 9-like. NCBI's taxonomy places the organism in Eukaryota, Metazoa, Chordata, Ascidiacea, Stolidobranchia, Styelidae. Gene Ontology annotation, molecular function: RNA polymerase II general transcription initiation factor activity; protein heterodimerization activity; transcription coactivator activity. The record is from RefSeq and is a predicted model, not a curated record. Gene Ontology annotation, biological process: RNA polymerase II preinitiation complex assembly; DNA-templated transcription initiation. Gene Ontology annotation, cellular component: transcription factor TFIID complex; SAGA complex.